Molecule: messenger RNA, 1848 nt
Organism: Ceratotherium simum simum (southern white rhinoceros)
Lineage: Eukaryota; Metazoa; Chordata; Mammalia; Perissodactyla; Rhinocerotidae
Gene: CRLS1
Product: cardiolipin synthase 1
Biological process (GO): cardiolipin biosynthetic process
Cellular component (GO): mitochondrion; membrane
Molecular function (GO): cardiolipin synthase (CMP-forming) activity
Source: RefSeq, a predicted model, not a curated record
UUUGAAAACUAGCGUGCAGGCCGCCGACGUUUUUCGAUAUAGUGGGAGCUCGAUGGAGGAGCGACUCGCCGGUGCCCCGGGCUGCUGAGCUCUCGCCGCCUGCGUGCCCGCAGGGCCAUGCUGGCUUCGCGCGUGGCGCGCGGCUCGUGGGGGGCCCUGCGCAGCGCCGCCUGGGAGCCGGGGGCGCGGCCGGGCAAGGGGCGAGCUCGCGGGGCCCUCUUGCCGCUUGCGCCCAGCUGCCUGGGCUGCCUGGCGGGGCGCUGGUGGCUGCGCCCGGCCGCACUCGGCCUGCGGCUGCCUGGGGUCGGCCCGCGCGGUCACUGCUCGGGCGCGGAGAAGGCGGCCCCCAGGCCCGCGGCCGGAGACGGUGCCGCCGCCGAGGCUGGGGACGGGCCCGGGAGCGCCGCCAGCCUGUAUGAAAACCCAUGGACAAUCCCAAAUAUGUUGUCAAUGACGAGAAUUGGCUUGGCCCCAGUUUUGGGCUAUUUGAUUAUUGAAGAGGAUUUUAAUAUUGCACUAGGAGUUUUUGCUUUAGCUGGGCUAACUGAUUUGUUGGAUGGAUUUAUUGCUCGAAACUGGGCCAGUCAAAAAUCAGCUUUGGGAAGUGCUCUUGAUCCACUUGCUGAUAAAAUACUUAUCAGUAUCUUAUAUAUUAGCUUGACCUAUGCAGAUCUUAUUCCAGUUCCACUUACUUAUAUGAUAAUUUCAAGAGAUGUAAUGUUGAUUGCUGCUGUUUUUUAUGUCAGAUAUCGAACUCUUCCAACACCGCGAACACUUUCUAAGUAUUUCAAUCCUUGCUAUGCCACUGCGAGGUUAAAACCAACCUUCAUCAGCAAGGUGAACACAGCAGUCCAGUUAAUCUUGGUGGCAGCUUCUUUGGCAGCUCCAGUUUUCAAUUAUGCUGACAGCAUUUAUCUUCAGAUACUGUGGUGUUUUACAGCUUUUACCACAGCUGCAUCAGCUUACAGUUAUUAUCAUUAUGGUCGGAAAACUGUUCAGGUGAUAAAAGGCAAAUGAAAGCCAUCCAUCAUUGUUAGCAAGGAAGCAGUAUCCAUCAUGGCGGCAGGCCAGUGGAAAUGGACAGGAGUUUCCCUGUUUUGGUGUUCAACUUGACAAAGGACUUGUCAGAACAAACCAUGUCGUCAAAAAUUGAAGUAAUGUGCAUUGAAAAUAAGCUUGAUCAUGGCAUAUGCAGAAUUUCCAGUGUAUUUUUAAAUAUAAAUAAAAGUAUAAUUUAGAAUUUUUUAUCUUAGGUUUCUUAAUUAAUUUAUAAGGUACUAAUUAUUCCAAUUAUUGUCUGUCAUUUUUUAAUGUUUUUUAAGAAAAUAGUCCAGCACAUGGAAACUGAAGAAUUGUCACUUCUCUUUAAUAGAAUUUAGAUUGCUCACAAAGCACUAGGGAAUUUCUUGAGUUUAAAUAUUUAUCCUACACAACUUGGCUACACAAUUUUAUGUUUGAUUUUUAGAUCUGUGUACACAUUAACAGUUCAUGUGGUUAAUACUUGAUCAUUUAGGAUAAUGACAAUAAAGAUAGCUUAGUUGUGGAUGAAGUAAAAACUUGUCAAGAGAUUUAAAAUACAGUAAGUUUUGAAAAUAAUAAAUAAGAUCAAAAUAGAAGGUACUGAAGUUCGUGUUCAGGAGUCUUCCAACCUCUCAGGUGCCUAAUUGUUUACGUAUCAGGAUAACAAGUAACAAUGGUAGUUGGGACAUGAAAACAUGUCCGUUAGCCUACGCCAUCCAAGAGGCAGUGAGUUACAUCAUGCCUUCCCACUGUAUUUCUAACAUAGCAAUGUUUGUAUGAUAUUGGAUGUUAUGUAAAUAACACGGAACUGUAUAUUUUUCAAAGGUU